GUCGAUGUCUUUGAUUCUUGGGGUCCAGGGGUCCAUGAUUGCACCACCUUCACUUGGGGUGCCAGUGCCAUCGAACCUCUCAACCCACGUGGUUUCAAUAUGUCAAGUUGACCAACGUGGUCAACUGAGAGUCUUCAGUUCGGGGGCUGCACAUUGCCACGUAGCUUUGACCCAUGGCGAGAGCGGAUGUGAGAGAUGAAGACAAUGAUGGCACCUUUGGCCGGCCCUGGCCAUCGAGUGACUUGAUCGGUGCAGCUUCGGCGGAGGUUCGGAUUGACUUGAUCGGUGCUGCUUCGUAUCAUCUUCGAGUCUUUAACCUGGCUGGAGAGCUGGUCUUAGAACGAACGAUGCCAGAGGUGCAGUCCAUGUUGGUCGAGGACUUGGUGGAUCAUCUUGGAAGAAUGAUGAAGGUGGCAUCCCACCGGCUGUCCUUGCUUCAAGGGACAAGUCAGCUGGAUCCAAAGGCGAGUUUGCAUACACUUUGGCCUCCACUCAGUGACAUGGAUCUUCAAGUCUUGCUGGGACCUUUGGAUUCUUCGCAUGUGCCCAUUGAUCCAGGUCGGAUUUUGCACGUGGAGCGCUCAGAUCGAGCGGCAGCCCACGCUGCCGCGGAGCUGGGCUUGUCAGUGCAGUUUGAGCCGGGAGAAGUGCGCGAGGCCGUGUACCAGGUCAAGUGCCAUCAUGAGAUCGUUGUUUCUACUCCCUGCCUGUUUGAACACGACACAUGGCGAGUUGAGCGCCACAAAGCUGAUGAAGCUGAUGCGGGAACUCUGACCUUUGCAGUGGAAGAGGAGAACAAGCGCGCUUCCUUAGCCAUGGGCUUUCACGAGCUGAUCAUGUACUACAGCUCUGUAAAAGUUGUGUCGUGGGUGACGAAAGACUUUGAGCACGAAGUGUUGGGUAGGGCCUCCUCAGCUGAGUUGACAUGUCGCGCUGCCAAGCUGAGUGGGCUUUGUAAAUUGACCGUGCUCAUGAUGAGCUACUGGAUAGUCGUAUGUGUCAGUGUGGUUUCUGCACUUUGUUUAACCAUUGUCGCAGGCAGUCAACAAAAUAUGUGGCAGUGCAUUUCUUUGGCUGCAACGCUGUGGCUUCCAGGCUUUGUGUGGACAUACAGGUAUCAUUGCUUCCUUUUGGGAAGAAAAUGUGUUGGUAUUGGUGCUAUCCUGGGGCUUCCCGUUUGCGUGCUCAGCUGGUGUUGCGGUGUGAUUUGGCUCUGGGCGCCAGCUGCAGUGAUGCUUUGGAGUGUACUUUUUCCUUUGGCCCCCUCCUGCAAGCUCAUGUGUUUGCUUCUGCGAGUGAGCGGCUGCCAUUCUUGGGAUCCACCCUAUCCCAUCCAGACUCAGUCCUUCACACUCUACGAGAUCUACGCACGUGAUCUUCAAAUGUGGGGUGACGCUCCACGAGUCCUGUUGGUGAUCGGAAUGCACAUCAGUAGCUUUCCACCUUCAAAUGACACUUGGUCGUUCUUAGACGUGACUGUCAUCUCAAGUUCUUUGCUGUCCCUUGUGUUCUCACUGGUCCCUUUUCGAAGAAGAUUGAGAAGGGAGACCUGGCAGUAUUUUGAUGAGACCAUCAUGGAACUGGUGUCAGACUAAAGAUGAAUUGCAAAAGGUUUCAAUGCCUGUCGUUUCGAAACCAACUGCCCAAAGAGGCAGGGUGUGAAAUCCUUCUGAAGUGAUCAGAAA
This is a messenger RNA of Durusdinium trenchii, 1685 nucleotides long. Lineage: Eukaryota; Dinophyceae; Suessiales; Symbiodiniaceae. The record is from the annotation of a GenBank genome assembly.